Branchiostoma belcheri (Belcher's lancelet) is the source of this 4621-nucleotide messenger RNA. RefSeq lists its product as uncharacterized. The coding region runs from base 1 to 4614 and encodes 1537 amino acids. The record is from RefSeq and is a predicted model, not a curated record. Gene Ontology annotation, molecular function: protein binding. NCBI's taxonomy places the organism in Eukaryota, Metazoa, Chordata, Leptocardii, Amphioxiformes, Branchiostomatidae. The transcript is spliced from 9 exons.
AUGGAAAACCCCGCUGUGCUAUUGGUCCAUACUGAGUAUGGCUCAUCGCAAGAUGAAACAUCCCCCUUAAACCAGCAGGUGGUAGACAUACUUAAGGAACGCGAAUCAGACAUACCUGUGCUCAUGACAGUUUUGAAAGCGAAUGAAGAGGACAUCCAGAAUGCAAAACGUGAUGGGGUGGAACUACUGCUGCCUACACUUGACCCAGAUGAUCCUAGUCGAACUGACCCAUCACCAAAUUGGCUGACCUUUGACCACCUGUCCAAAUACCAAAAUCUUCCCCCAAGGGUCAGAAGCAUUGUCGGUCAGUCCGACGUCACAAGUAGGGCUGCGGUGAGGAUCAAACAGGAACGUUACCCUGCAUCUGAUGCAAGAGUCGUCCUCUUCACCACUGACAUACCAGAAGACACCGAGUACUACAAGGGAGAUGAGAAGGCCAUGGGCAUCGGGAAGAAGGAAGACUCCAUCCUUGAAGAUGCACAAGAAGCUGACGUGGUCUUUUCUCUUGGAAACAAGAUAUUUGAUCACUUUGAGAACCAGUUCAGAGCAAUACCUGCCAGCAAGAGGCCUCAGCAUGUCAAGUUUGUUCCGAGACCCUCCAAGAUCUUUGAAGAUGCAGAAGCUGAAUACAAGGGCACAGAGACAAUGGUGGUCCUGUCCAUUGGUAGGGUGAAGGGUGUUGAAAAACUGAAGGGAUAUGACCUUGCUGUUGAAUCCCUGAGCCUUGUAGCAGAGAGGAUGAAAGUUAAGUUUCGUGCCAUGGGAGUUGACGAAGAUGACAUUGAAACACGCAAGGCAAUCCUAAAGCACCGUAAGUCAGCAAACCUACAGAUAACCCUCCUCCCAUACGGCUCACAGAAGGACAUCUAUAAAGAGAUGAUGCAGGCCCACCUGGUCCUGAUGCCUUCUCGUGCUGAACCGUUCGGACUGGUCGGCCUGGAGGCCAUCGCGGCAGGCGUCCCUGUUCUUGUAUCAAGCAAGUCUGGGCUGGCAGACUUCAUCCAUGAACAUGUAGAUGAACUGCAUCAUUCCAUUGUUGACAUGGAUGAACAUGAGGAAGGUGUCACUGUGAAAUAUCUAGCUCGCAGCAUCGAGAGAAUGCUAAAGCACAGCAGGACAGAGUUUGAAGCAGCAGCAAGGUGUAAGAGGAAGCUUCUGUCCUCAAAGUACUGGGAAGAAUCUCAUAAGAAGUUCGUCAAAGCUUGUACAGAUGCAGCCGUAAACAUUGCACAACAGCCAGAACAAGUUCAGACAAGAAAGAGAGGCACGGAUACUAUAUGGGAGAACGUUGGAGGACUUAAACGCCCAAUACAAGACAUGCCUCCUCCACUGACCAUCGUGGUAGAGAUACUUGCACAGGUGAAGCCAACCGUCAAAACCCCCAAGGAACUGCUAAGCUAUGCCUCGGCAAAGAAGGCUUUUGUCACUCUCGACAUCACAACUUUCACAGACGAAACUCUUGGUCUGCUAGAGCAGGUAAAACCAGAAAUCAGAACAGUGGAAGACCUACUUGACACUGCAGAAGCAAUCAGGCAACUGGAAGAAAUCAAAGGCGUAAAUGUUACAGAUGUCAAGACAGGCAGCCUAGUCUUCUACACGCAAUGUACAGACUUGGGCGGCUUGGGUCAACUCUGGUUCAUGUACAAAAGUAGAAAACUCAAUGACCUGAUGGUUGGUAGUUUGAUCAGAGAGGAAGCAUUACAACAACUCUGUGCUGAGAACGUCUCUGUGAAGUCAACCAUCAACGUAGAGGACUUCAGGAAGGCCCUGAUCUACAUCCUCACCUCACCUGCUACCGAAGGAAAAGGUCCGCUCAUGCCAAGACUACCCCUGGAGUACCCCCUCUAUCAGCCACACGUCCACACCACUAGCAGCGUGUUGGACGUUCUCCAUCUGGAUCAGAAGAAAGUGCCUGAGCAACACCUCCACAAAGUGCCACUACCUACACAGAGGGACGAUGGAGACGAUGAUCUUCUCAACAAACUAGACAAGCUUCGAAUAGCAGUAAUGAAUCAUCAUUCUGUCCAAACAGCCAGCACACCCGAGGAAACACCAGAAGACACGGAGGUCGGGGAGAUCAACUCUGUCCUCAAACCUGCUGGGGCGUCAGUUAUACCAGCUCAGGAAACAACAGAAGAUCAGACCAUUGGUGACACGGAGGUUCCACAGGUGAUGUCAGAACUGGUCUCACUGGACAUCAAGGAACUGGAACGACUGAUGGGACCUCGGAGAAAGAGGACUUCCUCCAUAAGCUCUGACUCAUCUGGCUAUGUGACAGGCACUCCAGGAUCAGGACUCAGCAGACCCGACUCACCCACAGGCGAGGGUGACGUCCAGGGCACACUGGAGACUCUCCUUGCUGAACUAAACAAACCUGCAGUACUGAGAGACAAGGGAGAACAGUUUUACCUGUACUGUCAGAUAGGAGAUCUUUACAUGACUAAACUACGCAACCCACAGUCAGCUCUGCAGUAUUAUCAGAACAUGUUAGAGUGUUCUAUGGCACUGUCAGAAGACGCAAAACAAGCCAAGGCCUACAGCAGACUAGGCGUAACCUGUGAUAUGCUAGGUCUCCAAGCUGAAGCCUUUACAAACCAUGAAAAGGCUCUGGCUAUCUAUAGAGUAGAUGCAGGAAAUGAAACUGAUGUUUGCAUCGCUUACAAAAACCUGGCCUCAUCAUUGGCACUAUCAGGUCAAGUGUCAGAUGCAAAAACUAACUAUGAAUCAGCCUUGUCUGUUGCCGUGGAGACAGGAAACAAGACUGAACAGAUGGAAAUUUACUGCAUGCUGGGUGAUUUGCACAGGGAACAGCUAGAGGAACCAGAGGUCGCACACAGGUACUACACAGAGGUGUUGGCACUAGCCAGGGACUCGAGGAAGAAGAAAAUGGAGGGGGUGGCUUACCACAAACUAGGACACGCUUGCUCGGACAUGAAGAAUUAUGACGCAGCUUUGGAGUGGCAUCAGAAGAGCCUUGAGAUGAUGAGCCAAGAUGGUGGAAAUAAGAGAGUACAGAUGAUAACACACACAGAUGUGGGUAAUGCAUACAGAGUACUGGGAAAACCGGACCAGGCAACAUCCCACUUCAACACUGCCUUACAGCUGGCACAGCAGACAGGAGAUCUAGAUGUACAGAUUAUUGUUUGCCUCGGGAUGGGUGAGAUGCACAGGGAACAACUCCACUCCCCACGUACAGCCAUCCAGCAUUAUAAACAGGCUCUUGUACUAGCCAGGCAGUUGAAGGACAGGCAUGGAGAGGGAGUGGCUUGCCACAGACUUGGACUGGUACAUUGUGAGAUCGAGGAGUACGAGUCAGCUCUAGAGUGGUUCCAAAGGUAUCUGCAGAUUAGCCAAGAGGAAGGACUGUUUGAGAUAACAGCACACAUUAAUGUGGGUAAUGUAUACAGGCGAAUGAGUAAACUGGACCUAGCAACAUCCCACUUCAACACAGCCCUACAACUGGCACAGCAGACAGGAGAUCAACAUGGACUGAUGGGGGUUUACUGUAAGAUGGGUGAGAUGCACAGGGAACAACUCCACUCCCCACGUACAGCCAUCCAGCAUUAUAAACAGGCUCUUGCACUAGCCAGGCAGUUGAAGGACAGGCAUCAGGAGGGAAUGGCCUGCAACAGACUUGGACAGGUCCAUUAUGAGAUGGGUGAGUAUGGGGCAGCUCUGGAGUGGGGUCAAAAGCACCUGCAAAUUGUCGAAGAGGAUGGCAACAAAGAACAACAGAUAGCAAACCACAUAGAUUUGGGUAAUGUAUACAGGCGACUGAGUAAACUGGACCUGGCAACAUCCCACUUCAACACAGCCUUACAGCUGGCACAACAGACAGGGGAUCAACAUUGGCAGAUAAUGGUUUACUUCAAAAUUGGUGAGAUGCACAGUGAACAACUCCACUCCCCACGUACAGCCAUCCAGUAUUAUGAACAGGCUCUUGCACUAGCCAGGCAGUUGAAGGACAGACAUGAAGAGGGGAAGGCUUAUGACAGACUUGGAAUGGUACAUUGUGAGGUGGGGGAAUAUGAGGCAUCCCUAGAGUGUUGUCAAAAGUCCCUAAAGAUUAAGCAAGAGGGCGGUGAGAAGAAACAGCAGAUAGAAGCACACAAGAAAAUGGGUACUGUAUACAGUUUACAGGGUAAUCUGGACCUUGCAGCAUCCCAUCUUAACACGGCCUUACAGAUGACACAGCAGACAGGAGAUCAACAUGGACAGAUGAAGGCUAUUUUCCAGAUAGGUGAGAUGCUCAGAGAACAGUUCCACUCCCCACGUACAGCCAUCCAGUAUUACGAACAGCACCUUGCACUAGCCAGGCAGUUGAAGGACAGGCAUGAAGAAGGGAUAGCUUACGAUAGACUCGGGAGGGCCCAUUUUGAGCUCAAAGAGUAUGACAAAGCCCUGACCAUGUAUCAAAACCACCUCAAGAUGAGACAAGAGGAUAGAGACAAGAAAUCACAGACAACAGCACAUAAGAACAUAGCAAAAUCUUACAAGAAACUGGGAAAGAAGGACCUGGCCAAAUCCCAGUACCAAUCAGCUAUGGCCAUCGCCAUUGAGACAGGUGACAAACUGCAACAGGAUGACAUUAGAAAGAAGAUUGAUAAGCUGUAGCAACACG